AUGACAAUCAGUGUAUAUAUUGCAAAUGCACGCAAGGCACUUAGAUUACAUCGCCGAACUUCGUUCCCCUCUCCAUUAAGCAUAAAUCCUGUUGCUUCUGUGUCAAUCUCAUCAACUCUUCCUGUUUCCACCAAUUCGAUUCCUGAAGUACCACCUGGAACACUGAACGAUCUCUCGAUGUUGACCAAUGUACAUUCUGGCCAACAGCCUAUUACCAAAUGCAACCUGCUUAGUCUUCCUGGAGCUUAUGACAUCUUAAGCUCAACUGACGUCGUCACGCCACCAGAGGUCCGCAACCGCAUCUACGAUUUUACCCAAGAGUCGCGCCCUGUCAAUUUUCUGUCCAGAAGAUUCGACGAUGUCGAUGAUUCAGAACUCUCUCCUUACCAAAUGCGCAAGGCGGUACCAGAAUACCACAGCCUCACUCAAGUGUGCCGCCAGCUCCGAGCAGAGUACUCUCCAAUCUACGCCGCAACGACAGAAGUGCGCGUAUUCCAAGCCGAUCUGAUGGAUUUCGCCAGCAAGAACUAUCCGUACCUAGCCCGCGACCCGCACGGCAAUGUCACCGGACACCUAACCAUCAUCUUCGCUUUCGCCUUCGGUAAUCGACACUGCAACACCGUCGACCUCCUCGCCUUCCUCAAUCACUGCAAGACACUUAAAAAUUUACACAUCCGCGCUCCAUACUACCCGUGCAUAUUUCCUCGGCCAGAUGCUGAAAAAGAUUGGGAGAGUAUGGGGGUACAGAUGGAUGCCUUGCUGGAUGUUGCGAGGCGGCCGAAACUUCAGGAGUGGCUGCAGAAUAUCGAGCGCAUUACUGUUAAUAUACGCUUUGCAUGGAUCGAGUAUCAUGUCAGGGCGGAGAAGCGGGAGGAUUGGAUGAAGCAAUGGCGCAGCGCUGACGGGUGCAUUGUACAGCUCCCGGGGUUUCGACGGUGGGUGGAAGUGAUGGGUAUCGCUCCUGAUCGGGAACUGAGAAUGUCGCCAUGGGCAUUUCAGUAG
Molecule: messenger RNA, 1002 nt
Organism: Parastagonospora nodorum SN15
Lineage: Eukaryota; Fungi; Ascomycota; Dothideomycetes; Pleosporales; Phaeosphaeriaceae
Exons: 2
Coding region: 1-1002 (333 amino acids)
Source: RefSeq, a predicted model, not a curated record